AUGCCAGCCGAUGAAUUUCCCUGCGCACUUACCAUAGACAUCCCACUGCCUACACACCGGCUUGCCUCGUCCGCUCUUCGCGCGCUCCAGGUCGAUGCUGAGCUGUCGCCGCUCGUACGUCGCAACUUCUCGUUAGCGCGGCCUGACUCGCAUGCUGUGGUGGACGGCACGAGCCUAGAGGAGGAGUCAAACACAAUCCUGCGUACCGAGUAUCGUGCCACGACCAAUCGCAUGCUACGGGUCGCGGUCAAUGGCUUCAUGGAAUCACUCGGUGUUGUCUUGCAGGUCAUGGAGGAACUAGAUGUCGACGUGCUGGAGCCCACAACCCACACUUGA
Messenger RNA from Cyphellophora europaea CBS 101466, 336 nucleotides. RefSeq lists its product as uncharacterized. Gene Ontology annotation, cellular component: EKC/KEOPS complex. The record is from RefSeq and is a predicted model, not a curated record. The transcript is spliced from 2 exons. Bases 1 to 336 code for a protein of 111 amino acids. Lineage: Eukaryota; Fungi; Ascomycota; Eurotiomycetes; Chaetothyriales; Cyphellophoraceae.